AUGGCUCCAUCUAUCACUGAAAGUGCCCCAGUAGUCCCUGUUGUUGAGGACAGCCGUCCCCUCAAGGGCCUCCAGAAAGAACCACUGAAGCUUAGUGGUGCCUUGGACGGAUAUGAGUCGUUCGACGUCACUCCUGUCAUUGGGCGUGAGUUUCCCACCGCGAAUCUGAAGGAAUGGCUGCGGGCGCCAAACUCGGACGAACUGUUGAGAGACUUGGCUAUCACGAUCUCCCAACGCGGCGUCGUCUUCUUCCGCAAACAAGACGGGCUCAACGAUGACUUGCAGAAAGAGCUGGUGCAGAGACUGGGGCAGCUGUCCGGCAAGCCCGCGACCUCCGGCCUGCAUGUCCAUCCGGUGGCCAAUUCCGGUCGCGAGCACAGUGUCAAGGACGACGAGAUCAGCGUGAUCAGCUCCGAGCAACGGAAGACCUUGUACAGGGACCGUAACAACCGCAAGCAGAGUUCGCGACGCGAAUGGCAUAGCGACAUUACCUUCGAGCCAAUUCCCAGUGACUACACUCUGCUUCGGCUGACCCAACUCCCCCGUACCGGUGGAGACACCCUUUGGGCGUCCGGGUACGAGGUGUACGAUCGCAUUUCAGAGCCCUACCAGAAGUUCCUGGAGAGCCUGACGGCGACCUACGCGCAGCCGGGUUUCAACCGCGUGGCCAAGGAGAACGACUUCCACAUCCACACCGGGCCACGAGGUGCGCCUGAGAACGUGGGUGACGAGCUGAAGGCGAUUCAUCCAGUCAUCCGCACGAAUCCAGUCACCGGAUGGAAGAGCGUCUUCGCGGUGGGAACACAUGUUGAGAAGAUCAACGGCCUCACCGAGGAGGAGAGCCGGCAUUUGUUGGAUUGGUUUGUGACGCUGAUCGUGGAGAACCACGAUCUGCAGGUGCGCCUGCGCUGGCAGAAUCCGAACGACCUGGGUGAGCUCUAUCGAAAGCGUAUAUUGAGGACUUUGGAGCUAAUAUCGCACGCGUCAGCCAUCUGGGACAAUCGUAGCGUGUACCAUGCCGCGACGUGGGAUUAUAGCGAUAUCGGACCACGGACAGGCCAUCGUGCGGUGGGUUUGGGAGAACGGCCGUAUCUAGAUCCGGCGAGUACUAGUCGGCGGACAGCUUUGGAAGAAAAGGCAUAG
Molecule: messenger RNA, 1143 nt
Organism: Aspergillus terreus NIH2624
Lineage: Eukaryota; Fungi; Ascomycota; Eurotiomycetes; Eurotiales; Aspergillaceae
Product: TauD/TfdA dioxygenase family protein
Exons: 3
Coding region: 1-1143 (380 amino acids)
Cellular component (GO): cytoplasm
Molecular function (GO): 2-oxoglutarate-dependent dioxygenase activity
Source: RefSeq, a predicted model, not a curated record